UGAUUUCUUUUAUAUUCUUCUUUUUGUCUUUUUCUGUUUUCAAAAUAGAUUUCAGUCGUCGUUUUCUUUUCUGUUCGAGGAAGGAGAAGAGGAAAAAGGGGGACGACGGGCAAGGAUCGGCGGAUCUUGGCAAAAUGGCAGAUCAAACGGCGAAGGGGGAAGAGUUCGAGAGGAAGGCGGAGAAGAAGCUUACGGGAUGGGGAAUAUUCGGAUCGAAGCACGAGGAUGCUGUAGAUUUGUACGAGAAGGCGGCGAAUUGUUUCAAGCUCGGAAAGAACUGGGACAAAGCUGGAGCAGUAUACACCAAGAAGGCAAAUUGCCACUUAAAGUCAGAUAGCAAACAUGAAGCAGCAUCAGCUUAUGUGGAUGCGGCAAACUGUUAUAAGAAAAUUUCAGCUGAAGAUGCUGUACAAUCUCUAAAUCAGGCUGUGAAUCUUUUCUUGGAUAUUGGUAGACUGACUAUGGCUGCAAGAUACUGCAAGGAAAUUGGUGAAAUUUAUGAGCAAGAGCAGAACUUAGAGAAAUCUAUGGAUUACUUUGAGCGGGCAGCAGAUCUUUUUCAAAGUGAAGAGGUUACAACUUCUGUAAACCAGUGUAAGCAGAAAGUUGCUCAAUUUGCCGCUCAGCUGGAACAAUACCCCAAAGCUGUUGAGAUUUUUGAAGGAAUAGCAAGGCACUCGAUUAACAACAGUCUUCUCAAGUAUGGUGUAAAGGGAAUUCUCCUUAAUUCUGGUAUCUGUGAGAUUUGUAAAGGCGACAUUGUUGCAAUUAAUAAUGCACUCGAGAGAUAUCAGGACCUCGAUCCAACUUUUUCAGGCACACGGGAAUACAAACUUUUGGCUGAUUUAGCAGCUUCAAUGGAUGAGGAAGAUGUUGUAAAGUUUACUGAAGCCAUUAAAGAAUUCGAUAGCAUGACUCGAUUGGAUCCUUGGAAAACCACCCUUCUGCUGCGCGCAAAGACUGCACUGAAAGCUAAUGAAGAUAAUCUCACUUAAUUUCCAGAUUGAAGGUUUGAGUGAGCUAUUUGAGCUAUAUUUUUGAAUCUUUAUGGAACUUAUAACCAUUUAAUCAGCAAGGUUCAACAUUCAGUGGAACCAGCUUUGAUAUAUAUUUUUGAAUGUUCAUAUUUGAGAGUUUUGAUUCAUUCUUU
Messenger RNA from Dendrobium catenatum, 1150 nucleotides. RefSeq names its product alpha-soluble NSF attachment protein. Gene Ontology annotation, cellular component: SNARE complex; vacuolar membrane. The transcript has 9 exons. The record is from RefSeq and is a predicted model, not a curated record. Bases 135 to 995 code for a protein of 286 amino acids. Gene Ontology annotation, biological process: intracellular protein transport; SNARE complex disassembly. Gene Ontology annotation, molecular function: syntaxin binding; soluble NSF attachment protein activity. NCBI's taxonomy places the organism in Eukaryota, Viridiplantae, Streptophyta, Magnoliopsida, Asparagales, Orchidaceae.